AUGGUUCUUCCCAAGCGUAACAACCGACCCUUUGAUAUGGAUGACGAUAUGGACAAGAUCAGCGAUAUUGCUAUAACGACGCUCAUGACAAAGAUGCGGAAUGGUAUUGCUGAGGUAGCAAAACGUACACCCAUUCAGGUACUUCAAGAUACCAACAACUAG
Messenger RNA from Fusarium sp. VM40, 162 nucleotides. The record is from the annotation of a GenBank genome assembly. NCBI's taxonomy places the organism in Eukaryota, Fungi, Ascomycota, Sordariomycetes, Hypocreales, Nectriaceae.